Nilaparvata lugens (brown planthopper) is the source of this 5716-nucleotide messenger RNA. Its product is annotated as mediator of RNA polymerase II transcription subunit 15-like. The record is from RefSeq and is a predicted model, not a curated record. Lineage: Eukaryota; Metazoa; Arthropoda; Insecta; Hemiptera; Delphacidae.
GAGUGAGAGGUGGUGUCCUGGAGAGAGGUGCUCUCUCCAGGUGUCUGAACCGUCCCUCAGUUGAGUGUGGACCGCGCAGCGCACAGAGUCCUACUGCUCCAUGUCAUCAUGAUAAGGCACUCCAUUGUGCUGGUACUGUUGUCUGGUAUUUCAGUAUUAGUAUCAAAUGUAGGAGCAGACGAUGAGCAAGGUGUGAAGAGGCUGCAGGCGAGGAGGAUAGCUUCAGGGCCGUUGCCGUUCCAAGGUCACUACCGGGCUGGCGGCAAUGGACCCCGCGAUGGGCGACGCCCCCGCCCCUCGCUGCCCGCUCCACCCUAUGCUGUGCAAAUGGAGCCACUCGUUCAGUACUCGCAACGAGACCCUCUCUACCAUCAGAAGAACGCCAUCAACAUAACCGCAACCAAUGACAACAAACUGGGACUGUCACGUGCUGACAAUCAGCCUGAAUCAACCAACAGCAUUUCAGACACAUUGAAUAGCCUAUCAGAAGCCCAAAACCGCUAUGACAAUCUUUACCCUCAUCAUCACUAUUAUAAGGAACCUGAACCAAUCAUUGAAAUCAUCAUCAAGGAAUCAAAUGAAUCAUUGCCAGCCCCACCCACCCCUGCUCCAGCUCAGCAGUUGCCACCAAAGAAGGAACCAGUUCAAGUUUUCUACAUCAAAUACAAGAAAAACCCGAACUCGUAUGGUAAGAAUGGUGAAGAUGAUAUCAUUUAUGAGCCUCCAAUUCCAGCCCUAACACCUCCACCCGGCGAACUGGAAGGUGACACAGAGCAUCAGUCUUCCAUAGCUCAUGCUCCCACACCUGCACCGCCACCUCCACCCCCACCUCCAAGCACCACCCUUCGAACCAUCAUCCAUCCAGAUUCUGAAGUUUUCCAUGGAUCAGGACUGCGUGUGACAUUUGGAGAAUCAGAAACACACUACUCUGAUGCUGAGCAAGAAGAGCAGAGUGCACCUGAACCUUCCAUUUCCCUACCAACUUCACAAGGGCCUGCUGCUCAGAACAGAGACUCAACAGGUGUUCAGAUUAAGAGGCAGCAGCAAUUCCCUACUUACACUCCUCUGCAACCAGGAACCUAUCAAACACCUCCUCCACCACCUUCCUCUCAAAGCAGUUUCCCACAGCCAUCUCAGACAUCCUCAUUUGUAAAGGAUCAAUUUCCAAGGCAGAUAUCUCAACAUCAACAACCAGCUUUCAGACCACAGCAUACUGGCAAUCUUCUUUCACAGUCGCAUUCCUCCCAUAAUCAUGCUAAUCCCUCACAUACAUCACAGUUUGCUUCACAGCAACAACAGCCCAAAUUCCAGCAAUCAGCUCAGCAGAUACAAUUGCAUCAGAAUCAUCAGCAGCAGCAACGUGAAAGACAACCAAGCAAUCAGCACUUCAAUAGUAAUGGUCAAGGAAAUACUUUGAGAUCACAGAAUGUGAGACAAAAUCAGCAGCCUCAACAGUUUCAGCACUCACCCCAGCAGACACAUCAGGCUCAGAGGCCAUUCUACAAGUCAACUGAUCAAGCACCACCAAGGCAGCAUUUCCAUCAACCAGUAGCACAAGCCACACAGCAGCACUCUCAGCUGACACAUCAGUCUGAAUUGACAUCUCCAAGUAACAAUGUUCAAUAUUCUCAAUUCCGCUCUCAACCAAUCCAUGUUCAAGCCCAGCCCAACACUCAGCAGCCUCAGCAACACCAUCAUCACACUCAGGUGGAACAGAAAAAUCAACAUGGGCAGUACAAUCAAUUACAAGGACAGAGACAAGGCAUAACUCAAGCACACUUUCAACAACAGCAAAAUAAUCAUGCCCCACUUGGUAGUCAAGACCAUUCAAAACAUCAGCAUAGCCCCUCACCCCAACCAAGCAUUGCAAGUAUUCAACCAUCUAGUCAUGUGCAGCAACCUACAUCUUUAAAUUUCCCUGUUGUUAAUCGCCAAAGACCAAAAAGUCCCUUACAAAUUGAGUUUGAAAGACAACAACAACUGAGGCAGCAACAGUUGCAGCAACCACAACAGCAACAGAAUUCUCAGCAACAACUCAAUCUACAACAACAUCAACACCAACAACAGCAACAACAACAACAGUAUAAACAGCAUCAACAUCUUCAGCAGCAACAUCAACAGCAGCAACACCAACAGCAACAACAUCAUCAAACUCAACAGCAACAACAGUACCAACAACAGCACAAACCUAUUGGUAAUUUGCAGCAUCAGAAGCAAAGUCAUAAUAAUCAGCAGCAACAACAACAAUAUCAAGCUCAGCCACAACUUAAUGUACAAAAGCAACAACAAUAUCAAACUCAGCCACAACUUAAUGUGCAAAAGCAACAACAAUUUCAAGAAUAUCAAGUUAGUCAACAGAAACUACCACCUGCUAGACCUCCACAGUAUCAAACCCAGCAAUUCAAAAACAAUCAACCGCAAAAUCAACAGCUGAAUAAUUAUAAAACAGCCCAACAUCAGCAAGUGAAUGUGCAUCAACAUUCUCACUUCAAUAGUCAGCCAACACCUUCAAGUGGAGAAAUUAUCAAAUCGAUACCAAAGCUAGAAGAGCAUCAAGUCCAGUCUACUCCCCAACCAUCUCCUGUCUACUUUGAGUCAAGUCAGCAAACUUUCUCAUCUAAUCAGAGAAAAGUGCCUCAGAAAUCAUCUCACAGACAUAAUAAUCUUGAACAACAACAAUCAGUGAAAUAUAACAAGGAACCUAUUUAUACAACACAGCGUCCAUUCAUUUCGUCCACUACAGUUAUAACACCAAAGCCUUUUAAGACAUAUGCUCAUCAGCAACCAUCUUCUACUACAUCUCAAAGUAUAACUCAAGAUGAAGAGAUUAAUCCAGAGCAGGAUGAGAAGAUACUAUAUGAGCGCAGAGAGAAGGAGAAGAAGAAACAUGAACAAAAUGUUGCUGCUUUGCCAAGUGAAGUACCUGAUGAUCUCAGAGAGCAGUUGUUGUCUUCAGGUAUUCUAGGCAAUGCUGACAUUCAAAUUUUAGAUUAUGACAAAGUUGGGGACAUUCCAAUUGAAAGUUUGCCUCCUGAAGCACUUGAAAAUCUGUAUGGAGCUGGAAGUGCACCAGUGCCAGCAGUGGCUACGCCUGAGGAAUCAGAGCCCAAGACACCAGUUGAGAUGAAAGUUGUACGUUACGAUCCAUCAACAAAGGAAGGUCAAACACUGGCUGAGACUUACGUGAAAGAAGACGCAACUCAGCUGGAUCCUGUUGUACUCAACGAUUCAAGGUAUAACCGAUAUCUACCACUGAAAGUGAAUGGUACAAACUUCCCUCUUCCGGAUGCUCCGCAAUUGGAUGGAAGAAUUAUUAACAGUGUGGUGGUGCUGGCACCAGUUGACUACGACUUUGUGCAUCCACCAGAACCGAGUGCGGAAGGCGACAGAGACGGACGAUCUACACCCAUCCAGGUGCAGGGUGUCAGGUUUAUUGCCGGCGACAUCCUCAAGGAUCUAGUCAAAGAGCCCACCACUGAAAAAGAUAAUGAAACUAGUACGAAGUUAAUAUUAUUUGGGUUUUACCUGUUUGUCUACUACACGCAUAUUAUAUAUUUGGAUUAUCUUCAUUUCAGUUUAUCGAACAGCAAGGAGAAUGGCGGAAAAGAGAAGGAGAUCUUCAUGUACGAUGUGAACUCUACAAGAAUUAGCAAGCUGCGCGGAGAACUAAGCUCGGCAUUCGUCGACGUGGCAGAGUCGAACGCGCAGAGCCAAGACCUGGACGGUCUGUCUUCAGCCGCCUCCGCCGCCGCCGCCUCCGCCAGCCAAGAGGAGGAAGAGACCGAAGCUGCCGCCUCCGAGUUCCAAAGCUACAGAAUAGCGUCUCCCGUCUACCAGGCACCGAACAACAUCAAGCUGGCUGGAUUCUCGAACAGAGAUAUCGAUCUGGCAAUGUCCGCCUCCGAGCCUGAGCUCCAGCAAGUUGACCAGGAUACCACUAACUUUGGCGACAAAUUAUCUAUCCUAUCAGGCUACAGCAGGAUGAAAGAGUACUGAUCAUUUAUCAAGCUACAGCAAGAUGAGAUUACUGAAACAAUGAAGACUCUAUGAGUAUUUUCAAAGUAUUUUUGCCAUAGCCACCAUAAUGGCAAGCAGUAAGGCAGUAUGGUGGUGAACAAUGUUACGUCAUGCAAGUGAUGUAUGAUUGUACUGUAUUUAUUUUGAGACUUGUUCUUCACAUGGAUUAUAUUCAAGGCAUUCAAAAGUCAGCCAAUGUCAGUCGAGCAGAAUACCGGUGAGAAGAUUUAUCAUUAUGAUCAAUAUUUAUUAUCUAAAAAAAGAUUAUAUGUUGAUAGUGUUAUACAGAGUGUUUCAGAGAAAAGGGAAAUUUUAGAAGUUGAAUAAUUUCAAGUAAAACAAACCUUUAAAUAAAGUUUUUCAUAUCAUUCAAUAGUAAAAAUAAUGCCAUUUCAGAAUAAAUAAUACCGUAACAUUCAUUUUUUGAAGAUGACAUUUUGCAGGUAUUUUCCUUUUCUAGGCAAACAUUGCUGUAGACUCUUCAUCACAUUGUCCAUGGCUAUUAACGUAACAUUACAACUGGAGUUCGAAAUCGCUUCUUGAAUCUUGGCUUUCAAUUCUUCCGUUGUUGCAGAUUAAAAAGCCAAGAUUAGAGAAGCGAUUUAAAAUUUCAGUUAUAAUGUUACGUCAAACCAUGCAUGGAUAAUUUGAUGAAGAGACUACAGGAAUGUUUGCGUAGAAAAGGAACAUACCUGCAAGAUGUCAUCUUCAAAAAAUAAAUGUUACGGUAUUAUUUAUUCUAAAAUGGCAAUAUUUUUAAUAUUGAAUGAUAUGAAAAACGUUAUUUAAAGAUUUGUUUUACUUGAAAUUAUUCAACUUCCAAAAUUUCCCGUUUCUCUGAAACACUCUGUAUUAGCGAACCAAGGGGGAAAUAUUAGUUCGUUCUUUUUCCUGGUAGGCCUACAAUAUCAUUUUUGUGUGGUUAAAAAGCGUUGAUACUAGUCGUCCAAAUAUCGACGUUACUGCACCAGACUAUAAGAUAUUAAGAAUUAGGACUUACCCAUGCAAGCCCACGUGAUUUAAUGAAUUUAAUGUGACAACACUGUUGGUGUUUGUGGCUGCCUGAACAGUGUUGUCGCAAUGAAUAUAUUCAAUGACUUUGCUUACAAGAGAGAGAGUGACAAUCUGGUAACGUCAAUACUUGGUCGACUGAAAACUCAAAUCUCCACGUAGCUUAUUUUAUCAUAGUAUAUUCAAAAGUUGUAUUUAUUUAAAUGUAGCCUAUCUCUAUAUUAUUCAGGGCAUGUCAAAUAAUACGAGUAGCUCUUGAACUUCUUCCAGAGUGCACUUGAGAAAGAACGUACGAAAGUAGGUAAAACAAUAGAAUAAGAAUAGUGAACCUAUGAUUUUAGAUACAUACCUUUAGUGCCAAUGUUUUCUCUAUGAUGAAACUGGGUGAAGGUUGAAAAUUUCAGUGUAUUGUGCUAAAUUCCAGUAUUACCGUACCACUAUUGAUUAUAUUUACAGUUGCGAGCAAUUAAAAAUCCUUCCAACUUGUUAGUUCCUUAUUGAUAGAACUUGAAUGUAUAAUAUAAUAUUAUAUAAUACGAUACACCAAAAUUCCAUGAAUCAUGUGAAUGAAAUAUUUUUGUGAAUUAGAAGUCUCUUAUGAAAUGAGAAUGAUUAACUGUAAAAAUAUCAUGUGAAUAUAACUUAGAUGUGCUUAGAAAAGUAAAUAAUUUUUACAUUUUUUAUAGAA